Messenger RNA from Daldinia vernicosa, 1612 nucleotides. Its product is annotated as putative casein kinase I. The transcript is spliced from 5 exons. Gene Ontology annotation, cellular component: nucleus; cytoplasm. Gene Ontology annotation, biological process: endocytosis; peptidyl-serine phosphorylation; signal transduction. The record is from RefSeq and is a predicted model, not a curated record. Bases 312 to 1493 code for a protein of 393 amino acids. Lineage: Eukaryota; Fungi; Ascomycota; Sordariomycetes; Xylariales; Hypoxylaceae. Gene Ontology annotation, molecular function: protein serine/threonine kinase activity; ATP binding.
UCGUAUUCGACUGAAGACGUGUUACUUGACCGACGAAAUUAAUUCGAUAUUCGACGGCCACGUCUUCUACUUUUAUCUUUUCCCUCCACCCUCUCUCUCUCUCUAUUCAUUCCAUCCAUUUUCCAUUUUCCAUUUUCUUUGACGCCAGUAAAACUGCUGGUUACAGCCACUACAAACGCCAGGUCGUUGACCAUAAUAGUUUCGAUAAACCCUCGUAUCGACCCAGCGAGUCAUUUAACCCCCCCGAGCCCGGCUUCCGUGUUUAUCUAUUCACCUUUGUCGAGCUUGGUAGCUCAACCCCAAUAAUCAGUAUGACUACUAUGGAUCUCCGCGUCGGUAAUAAGUACCGCAUCGGUCGAAAGAUCGGUUCCGGCUCGUUCGGUGAUAUUUAUCUUGGCACCAACAUUAUCUCGGGCGAAGAAAUCGCCAUCAAGCUAGAGUCUGUUAAGGCAAAGCACCCUCAACUCGAAUAUGAGGCUCGGGUUUACAAGUCCCUUGCUGGUGGCGUUGGUAUUCCCUUCGUCCGUUGGUUUGGAACCGAAUGCGACUACAAUGCUAUGGUCCUAGAUCUUCUUGGUCCUAGUUUGGAAGAUCUCUUCAACUUUUGUAACCGAAAGUUUUCCUUGAAGACCGUGUUGCUCCUCGCCGACCAACUAAUCUCCCGAAUCGAAUACAUCCACGCCAAAUCAUUCAUCCAUCGUGAUAUCAAGCCCGACAACUUCUUGAUGGGCAUCGGCAAACGGGGUAAUCAAGUCAACGUUAUUGAUUUUGGCCUUGCCAAGAAAUAUCGAGACCCCAAGACUCACUUCCAUAUUCCUUACCGUGAGAACAAGAACUUGACUGGCACUGCUCGAUAUGCCUCUAUCAAUACCCAUCUUGGUGUUGAACAAUCCCGUCGUGAUGACAUGGAGUCGUUGGGUUAUGUGAUGCUCUACUUCUGUCGGGGUUCUCUCCCUUGGCAGGGACUUAAGGCUGCUACUAAGAAGCAGAAGUAUGACCGCAUCAUGGAAAAGAAGAUGACUACACCAACCGAGGUUCUUUGCCGUGGUUUCCCUAACGAAUUUGCCAUCUACUUGAACUACACCCGUUCCCUUCGAUUUGAUGACAAGCCCGACUACAGCUACCUCCGAAAAAUCUUCCGUGAUCUCUUCGUUCGUGAAGGGUUCCAGUACGACUACGUCUUCGAUUGGACGGUCUAUAAAUAUCAGAAGAACGCCCAGGCGAUCGCCCAGGCCGCCGGCCAGGGUGAGAACGAAGACGACAAGGCCCGACGAACCACCCCUGCGACCGCGGGUCCGGCUGCCCAAUCGGGUGCUGUGAAGCCAAAUCCGAUUCCCAGCUCUCGCCGUAAGGUAAUCGAGCGCGGUGUUCCCGGCGUUGACACUCCAGAAACCAACCGUGCCGUCGGAGGAAGCGACAGGAUGCUGCGAUCAGCUUCCAAAGGCCAGGGCGCUGGCUCUGGAUAUGCAUCUGGAUCCUACCGACCGAAAUGAUUCGAGGGCAUUUUCACAUUGGUGACAACUGUUACGUUGUAGCGGGCUUGCCGAAUGUUUGACCUGCACAAUGGAAAGUAACUCGGAAUCGUGGUAUCCUCAUUAAUAUGUCCCUCUGC